AUGGCGGCCUUCGUGGUCUAUGGGGCGCCUCCAGGAAGACUGUACUCAGAGGACAUUUCCGCGUGCGCCGUCCAGGCCUUUGCCGCUUUGGAGGCCUUCGUGGCUCGAGGGGCGGCCAAGGUCGAUAAAGCGCUGGACCUCACAAGGUGCGAAAAGCCCUCCGCCUAA
Molecule: messenger RNA, 168 nt
Organism: Symbiodinium pilosum
Lineage: Eukaryota; Dinophyceae; Suessiales; Symbiodiniaceae
Source: the annotation of a GenBank genome assembly